UUGUGUAUGUUCGAAACAUCUGUUUUUUAUGCCAUGCUGUUGUUACUUCCCCUCACUGAAUGAUUUUCUCGGGACAUGCGCACAUCCAGCUGUUCAGUCAUCUCGAGAAAAAAUUAUCGAUUUUUCGAAGAUUUUCAUUUGUCUGACGGAAAAUUAAAGUUCUUUUGGUGAAAAAUGAGGAACUUGAGUGUAAUUUUAGUAUCUUUGGCAGUACAAGUAGCUUAUGGACAUUAUCAGGGUCCGUUCCUGCUGUGGGGUGUCGAGAAUCUCAAUGAAAUGAAGAUUCCAACUUUGCAAGCAAUUGAGGACCAGAACCUCCGCGACAUUUACACAAAGGCCUCAGCAAUCGUGAUUUUCAUCAGAAAUGCAACUACAAAGCUAAGUUAUGAGAACUUCCCAGAACUAUCAGACAUAAUCGGCAAGAAUGAGUGGCUGUACCUUCCACAAGAGCUCUUGUCAUCAGAUCCACUUGAGUACAACGUCAAUGCCGAAGUCUUCACAUUAACUGGACCAGCUGUGAUGCAAGACAAUGAGAUUGCUGCAUUUUAUCGUGACGCACAAAUUAAUUUUGGUAGAAAAAAUAUUUUAGGAAUUUUAGCAGCUCGUUCUGAAAAUCCAGAGCAUUUGAUCUUGAAACGUGAAGUAAGUGAACCCAAAAUGACAUCAACUGAACCAUCGACAACUGAGGCUGCCACAACACCAGCGAAUGAUGAACCUGUUGAGGAUUUAAUUUAUGAGGCUAAGGGUAAAGGUAUCCUAUACACCACAGUGGUUCCUGUUCUUAAAAUCGGCGAAGAGAAGUAUGAAUUGAAGAAACACGCAAUCGCAACUGGUGAUGAACGUGGGGACAUGUUCAGAUUGAGCAUCAAGUUCAUUGUUCCUGAAAAUACGAUCACAAUCCGUUUCAUCUUCGACAUCGUCGGCGGCAACUGGGUUCUAAACCAAGCUGAAUAUGAUGACAUGUCCAUGACACUUGAUAUUGUUGGAAAACCCCCAGCAGCUCCCAUCGGAUUCUCAUUUGUAUGUGGAGAUACUUUUGUGUUCAAGAAGAACAGCACGUCGUUGACUUUGAAGAAUAUUCAGGUUCAACCCCUCCUCGAUGGAGCUGAGAGAUUUGGCAGAGCUUAUGACUGCACAGGUUUUAUGACAGUUCCAAUUUUGUCUGGCAUUUUUGUGACUUCAAUCUUGCUGAUUGCACUGACAAUUGGAAUGACUGCAAUUUUGGACAUUAAGACACCAAAUAGGUUCGAAAAUCGAAAUUCAAAGCCAUUGACAUUCACUGUUCAGGAGUAAGACGGUUCUUUUUGUUAUUUAAAUUGUUCUGCAUAAAUUUUUUUUUGAAUUAUUUUUACAAUUUAUCCUUCGAUUCAGUAUUAAUCGCAGUUCUUUAUUAGCCUACUAAUCAUAUCACAAUAAUAAUCCUUUUCAUGCUAAUGAAUGAAGUUAUGAAAGUAGCUAGAAAUGAUUUUAAUUUGACCUUAUUCCAUCUAGCUAUGGUCCUGCAUAAAACCUUUAAAAUUGACCAUAAAAAUUUAUGAUUUUAAAAUUGAUCUCAUUAGAAAUUUUAAUUAUUUUUAAACAUUAUGAGUUGAAUAACCAUAAAAUGCAGCUUAAGAUAAUAAUUGUACUUACUUUAAGUUACUACUAAUAUCACGUAAAUAUUAUGAAUCAUAGUAAAUAUAUUAUAAUCAAAUGUUGAAUAAUUGAGUUUUGUGAAAUAA
This is a messenger RNA of Chironomus riparius, 1721 nucleotides long. NCBI's taxonomy places the organism in Eukaryota, Metazoa, Arthropoda, Insecta, Diptera, Chironomidae. The record is from the annotation of a GenBank genome assembly.